Molecule: messenger RNA, 742 nt
Organism: Pyrus x bretschneideri (Chinese white pear)
Lineage: Eukaryota; Viridiplantae; Streptophyta; Magnoliopsida; Rosales; Rosaceae
Product: protein CURVATURE THYLAKOID 1A, chloroplastic-like
Exons: 5
Coding region: 61-546 (161 amino acids)
Cellular component (GO): chloroplast thylakoid membrane; thylakoid
Source: RefSeq, a predicted model, not a curated record
CAACAGAAGCAAUCAACCAAGGCUACCAAGUCAAGCAGCUGACGAUACGACUCAGUUCUAAUGGCAGCGACAGCCUCAUCCAUGGCGGCCACCGCCGUCUUCAUACCACGCUUUCCCAUCAAACCCACCCGCUGCUCCGCUUUGCCUUACCUCCCUCCUCGCCUCUCCUCCCCUUCUUCCUUCCCUCUUAAAUCCUUCUCAGGGUCCCGGAGGCUUUCUCUUCAGGUCAGAGCUUCAUCUUCAGAAGAGACAUCCACAUCCGUCGACACUAAUGAACUUAUAUCAGACUUGAAGGAGAAGUGGGAUGCAGUUGAAAACAAGUCUACAGUACUUCUGUAUGGCGGUGGGGCGAUAGUCACUGUGUGGUUGUCCUCAAUAAUUGUUGGUGCCGUCAAUUCAGUGCCACUUCUUCCAAAGGUCCUGGAGUUGGUAGGGCUAGGAUACACUGGAUGGUUUGUCUACCGUUACCUACUCUUCAAGUCAAGCAGAAAAGAACUAGCUACAGACAUUGAGGCACUGAAGAAGAAGAUUGCCGGAACUGAAUAGAUCCGUAUGACGCGGUGGCAAACUUCAAGCACAUUUAUCGUCGACAUCCUUUCGUUUUGAUUCAUGUACGUCCACUGUAAGAGGCAUUUGUAUCCUGUAAUCUAAAAUAGGUUUAUAAUAUUUGAACUAUUGUUGUAGUCAUGUUAAUGUACUACCAUCCUUCAUCUUUGGAAUAAGAUUUGGCAAUUUUAUGUCA